Messenger RNA from Mesoplodon densirostris (Blainville's beaked whale), 2664 nucleotides. It is a transcript of the gene FUT4, whose product is annotated as fucosyltransferase 4. NCBI's taxonomy places the organism in Eukaryota, Metazoa, Chordata, Mammalia, Artiodactyla, Ziphiidae. The record is from RefSeq and is a predicted model, not a curated record. Gene Ontology annotation, cellular component: membrane. Gene Ontology annotation, molecular function: alpha-(1->3)-fucosyltransferase activity.
AGAGGAAGGAAGCGGAUCUUCGAUCCCGCCCGGAGGCUCGGCACCCCUGGGCCGCCUACCUCCCGUGCCCGCCUGCGCUCGCGGCGCUGCGGCUUCUGGAGGGUCUCGCGCCACCUGCCGGCGCCCAGGGAUGAACCGGGCCCUCACUCUGGAAGGCAAGGAUCUGGGCGGCUGCUCGGGCGCAGCUGGGAGGGAAUCCCCGGCGGGCGAGAGCGCCAGCGCCAGGCCAAGGCGUGGGGUGCGCGGAGAGGUCCGGAAUCACGGCGACGGCAUCCGGAGAAGCGGGCGGGGCGCUGCCGUGGAGUCCGGGAACCCUGGAGGGGCCGAGGAGUGGGCGGAGGUGCCGCAGGAGGCGCCCGGGGCUUGGCCGGGCUGGUCUGGUCGGGCGCGCAGUGGAGGGGAGGGAAGGGCUGCGCCGGGCUGGGCCGCCGGGUCCACGUCCCUCGCCCUGGACCCUCGCCGGGCGGCGAGUGGUGAGGAAGAGAGCAAGACCUGCGGGCCAUUAGAUCCUGGAACCGCCCUUUCCCGCUCCAGGUCGGGCGGCGACCAGCAACGAAGGCUGGAUCCUCAGUGGCAGCAUGAGAGCGGGCGCCGCCGCUCCGGGCUUGCGGCCGCGCGGCGGGCGGUGGCGGCUCUGCCGGCGCUCGCCAUGGGCGCGCGGUGGGGCCGGCGGCGCACUCGGCGUGGAGGCCUGAGGCUGUCCGAGGCCCAGUUGGCGCUGAUGGCCGCCAGCCUGGUGUGCAGCGCCGUGGUCGUCUAUGUUUGCUGGAAGCAGCUGCCGCCGCUGCCCUGGGCCUCCUCCGUCCCGCCGCGGCGGGUGAGCGUGCUGCUGUGGUGGGAGCCCUUCGGGGGCCGGCACAGAGCCAAAAGGCCGCCCCCCGAUUGCCGGCUGCGCUUCAACAUCAGCGGCUGCCGCCUGCUCACCGAUCGCGCGGCCUACGGGGAGGCCCAGGCAGUGCUUUUCCACCACCGAGACCUGGUGAAGGGACCCCCGGACUGGCCCCCGCCCUGGGGCGUCCACGUGCGCCCGGCGGAGGAGCAGCAGGUGCUGAUGGACGACGAGGAGGAAGCCGCGGAGGCCUUAGCCCUGGCUGCCUCGGGCCCCAGGCCCCCCGGCCAGCGUUGGGUGUGGAUGAACUUCGAGUCGCCCACCCACUCCCCGGGGCUGCAGAGCCUGGCAGGUAACCUCUUCAACUGGACGCUCUCCUACCGGGCCGACUCGGACAUCUUCGUGCCUUAUGGCUACCUCUACCCCAGGACCCAUCCCAACGAGCAGCCGCCGGGUCUGGUCCCGCCGCUGGCCCGGAAACAAGGGCUGGUGGCCUGGGUGGUGAGCAACUGGGACGAGCGCCAGGCGCGGGUCCGCUACUACCGCCAGCUGAGCCAGUACGUGACCGUGGACCUCUUCGGCAAGGGCGGGCCAGGGCAGCCGCUGCCUGACGUCGGGCUCCUGCACACGGUGGCCCGCUACAAGUUCUACCUGGCCUUCGAGAACUCGCAGCACCUGGAUUAUAUCACGGAGAAGCUGUGGCGAAACGCCUUCCUGGCUGGGGCGGUGCCGGUGGUGCUGGGGCCAGACCGUGCCAAUUAUGAGCGCUUCGUGCCCCGCCGUGCCUUCAUCCACGUGGACGACUUCCCUGAUGCCUCCUCCCUGGCGGCUCACCUGCAAUUCCUCGAUCGAAACCCAGCUGCCUACCGCGGAUACUUUAGCUGGCGUCGGAGCUAUGCCGUGCACGUCACCUCCUUCUGGGACGAGCCUUGGUGCCGGGCCUGCCAGGCUGUGCAGAUGGCUGGGGACCAGCCCAAGAGCGUCCCUAACUUGGCUGGCUGGUUUCAGCGGUAAAGCCACCCUCCCCUGGCUGUAACCCAGGGAGGCCAAGUCGUCGGCUUUUGGAUCCUCCGGAUCCUCCGCUGUGCAUCUCCUUAACUGCCGAAUCACGGGACUGUAUUUUCCAAACACGCAUUUUAAAUCUAUUCCCAUAGAUUAAAGUUGAUUUACCAAGUAAUAUUAUUCAGCACAAAGACUGGGUGGGAAGGGUCCUGGGUGCUCAUGGUUUUUGGACAACUAGCAGUUGGGCUUCCUCUGCUGUCCAAGGGCAUCUGAGCUCGGGGGUGAAGAUGGGGGCCCUUCCUCCCCUUGUAACCAGUGCAGAGGUGAAGAAACAGCUUACCUACAAGAAACAAUUUUCAGUGGCUCUGAAUUUCCUCAUCUGCCACAGGCCAUAUUUGUGGCCUGUGCUGAGUCCAAAUCUCACACAAUGCUCCUCCACUCACGUGACUGGGCCAAAUGCGGCAAACCCCUGGUUUCAGAAAGGGCCUUGUUGCAGGAUAGUGAAAGGACUGUGGCCACAGGUGGGUCUUUCUCUUUGUGCCUGGAUUUCUCAAAGCGUCAUCUCCUAAGAAAAGUGAGAAGGGUGGUCCAAGAAUCCACUGACUUCCUUAACAAGUGCUGUUGUUUGUUCCCUUGCUUUAUGAAUGGAAACAAGAUGCUGGAUUGUCCCUGGAGAAGAGUUAGGAUGAAUAUUUGGUGUACCUCACUUUACACAAAUGUAUUCUCGAAAAGCCGCUUUUAAAUCAAAUUCACUGUUUUAGAAGAGUGCAAUAUUUAAUGGAACCCUAUGGAUAAUCCCUUUAUAAUGUGAAUAAUCAUCUGCUAACUGAUUU